Molecule: messenger RNA, 4847 nt
Organism: Alexandromys fortis (reed vole)
Lineage: Eukaryota; Metazoa; Chordata; Mammalia; Rodentia; Cricetidae
Gene: Gimd1
Product: GIMAP family P-loop NTPase domain containing 1
Exons: 3
Coding region: 118-771 (217 amino acids)
Molecular function (GO): GTP binding
Source: RefSeq, a predicted model, not a curated record
CAGUAUCAGUCGCCUGCUGGUACCACGCAGCCAGGAGACUAAAGUUCAUUUCAAAGAAUAAACUGUACCAGAUCCAAGGAAGUCUGGGAAGACUACGUUUCCAGGACUGGAAAAGCUAUGACAGACACCAACAAAAUGAUCAUCAAUUUGGCUAUCUUUGGCACGACGCAGAGUGGAAAAAGUUCGGCUGGGAAUAUUCUUUUGGGAAGUGAUGACUUCUACAGCAGUCUCUCUCCAGGCUCUGUAACCACAGAGUGCAGCCUGGGCCGCAGUUGUCACCUCCGCAGCUUCAUGCGUCGAGGGGGACAAGAAAUAACCCUACAGACACAGGUGUUGGACACUCCAGGGUAUCCACACAGCAAGCUGAGCAUGAAACAUGUAACACAGGAAGUCAAGAAGGCCCUGACAUAUCACUUUGGGCAAGAGGGUCUCCAUCUUGCUCUGCUGGUCCAGAGAGCUGAUGUGCCUUUCUUUGGACAGGAAGCGUCUAGCCCAGUCCAGUUGAUCCAGGAACUUCUGGGAGAUUCUUGGAAGAACCACACUGCUGUUCUUUUCAGCCAUGCAGAAAAAAUAGAAGAGGCGGGGAUCAGUGAAGACAAGUAUUUGCGUGAGGCUCCUGAAGCGCUGCUGACUCUGCUGCGCUCUGUUCAGCAGAGGUAUACUUUCCUGUACGAAAGAGGAAACUCGUGCAAUGAAGAGAGAGUUAAAAUCUUAGAAACAAUCAUGGAAUUUAUAAAAGAAAAUCAUUAUCAAGUUCUCAGUUUUACAUAAAACUUAAGCAAAAAGAAAAGUGCACUAGGUAUCUAUUAGGGUCAGGAAUCUGAUUUUAAAAUCUGCCUUUGUUCACACGAAUAGUGGAGAUGAGAAUUCUCUUCAUGGCUGUAUAGCUAUUUUGGAAAAUUGUAAAUAAAAAGUUAUGAUACAGAUUCAAGAUUUCUAUUGCAAAUCUCACGAUGUCAGAAUUAUAUUCAUAAGUAUUUAUCUGACAGAAAGUGAACUUUUGUGUAUUAAGAAAGAUGCAUAUAUAAGAAUGCUCAUGCUGGCACUAUUCAUAAUAGUUAAAAACUGAAAACUAUCCACAUGUUCAUGAAUAGAAUGAUGUGUAAACUGUAGUAUAUUCACACAGUGAGGUGCUACAGUAAUGAAAAUGAGCAAAAUUAAUCAUCUCUAACAGUAGAGUCAACUACAAUGUCAAUAGAAAGAAGCCAGACAUGAAGUGUGCUUUAUGACUUCAUUUAUACAAAAAUCAGAAACAGUCUAAAUGAAUGCUACCUAACCACUCUGGAGGUAUAAGUUCUGGAGAUCAGGAGAGCAGAAGGAUGCUGUGGGGUAGCCUUCAGAGAUUUUAAUAAUGCUAUUCCCUGGUUUGGAUGCUGUUCCAUAGAGCAUGUACCUUGUGAAAAUGAAGCAAAAUUUCUUGUAGUUUAUAAGCUCCUCACUAUAUUUGAAUACAAACCAAAAUGAAUAAAUUUUCCUCAUUUUUAAGAAAUUAAUCUCAUUACUUACUUGAUACAAGAGACGGAAAAUUGUAUGACCUUGCCAGGGUAUGUUUCCUUUCUUGGAAUACAUACUCCAUAGUUACUGCAAUGAUUACAUGAAUUGGCAUGUGACAGAGACUCGGUGCUAGGUUUCCUCUCUGCUUUAGGGAGACCUCCUGCCUCUAUUUAGGGUUAGAAAUAUUAAGGAAAACUCAGAGCAAGCUCUUUAGCAAAUCCCUAUACUUGCUGCCCUAGCUGACUAUAAGUGCAGUCUUGACUGAGGAAGGAGGGGCCUCUCCGGUCAUUUGUUUGCCUUGCUAUCAAGUAUCAAGGUGGUUUGACCAUGUAAGAGUGAUCUUCAGGGUGGUUUGAAUACACCAGUAAUAAGGAAAGAACAGCAAUUCUAGCUAUCAAGAGACAAAUCUAUCACCAAGGCAGAAUCAUAUCACCUUCACCUGUGAUCAGAUAACAAUCUUCCCAGAGUGCCACUAAUUUAUAAACUGUUUUCAAAAAGUUAAAUUACAUUUUUAUUUAUUUUUUACUGUGGUAGCCUGUAGUAAUUUCCAUUCGAGACAGGAUUAUAACUGAUGGGUUUUCUCCAAAAGCAGUUCUCAAAAGGCUACUUUUAUGCUCACUAUUAUUUAAACUCUAGCACAGAUGAUGAUUAUUAAAUAAACCAUCACCUUCCUACUUGUUAGAUAGAUAGCUAAAGAGAGUAUCAGAGAUUGAGCCUUAAUUCUCUCCCAUUAUUUUAUUAUAUCUUUGCCUUUAUUACAAGGCACUAGAAUGGUUCGAUGAUAAUGGGUGCUUAAUUGAUACAUAACAUUUAUACAUCUUUAUAGCAUAUUGUGGGAAUUCAACGCAUGUUAUAUACUAUGUAAUGAUAAAAUCAGGAUAAUAAGCAUUUGAUCUUUUAAAUUAUCAGUCAUUUUUAAUGGUUGGGAAUUUUGUACUUCUCUAGUCAAUUUUAAAUAUAUCAUAGACAAACUAGGCAUGUAACCUAGUAGUAUAGUGCUUGCCUAGCUUGCGAAGGCCCUCAGUCCAAUCCUGUCAAGGCAAAAUCAGAACAACAAAAUGAAAUGGUAUUUGUGGGAAGAGGUGGGGUGAAAGUGAUGGGCACGCAUUUCAUGUCUGUGUGCCAUGUAACAGCUUUAAUAAAGAACAAAAAGGAAAAGUCUAGUAACUUACAAUAUUGUUAUCUUGCGCUCCAUGAAAAAAACACAAGGAAUUUCCCGAACUCUGAAAUUUGCUACAUUUCUUCGUAUCCAGAAGUUCAAGCUUUCUGGAUUAUUUUUCGUUUUGUACAAGAUUUCCUGAUAUUAUCAGAAUGAUUUUUCUAACACUUCCCUCAAAUUAUUUUGUAGCCUGGGUACACAAGUGUUUUGUCAAAUAAAAUUGUUACUAAAUCAUCUUUCUUAAAGCACACAGGAUGAUACCCUCAUUUGCCCUUAUUUGUUUUAUGGUCCUGUUAUUUCUUAUAUUUUCUCACUCUUUCCUAUCUUUUUGCUAAUUGGAUAAUUUGAUAAUAUCUGUGAUGUUUUGGAAGUUCUACUGGAAUUCAUAUGCUUAACAGGAAUCAGGUACAUAUUUCCUACCACUGUUUGAUAACAGAGUCACAACUAUUUGUUCAAGAAAUACUCCAUCCCCGUGGAACUAGCACCUGCAGGAUACUGUCAUCCCCCCCUUAUACUUUUCUACCAUCCGCCCACAUAAGACAGCUUAGGAAUGUAUUUUCCCCAUAUAACUGAAUUCUGUGGAGGCAACUAAGACUUUCUCUUGUGCGCUGUUUCAAGGGUCAGCUUAUACCACUUAACCUGCGCACCCCUGGUAGUUUAUCAUUAUCUUUUUAAAAAUAUUAUUUAUCAGUAUAUACAAUACUAAGUUUUGUUAUGUAUUUUCAAAUAUAACUUGAUUUUGUUGAUUUGACUCUUCCCCUUUUCCCUCUACGUGACUCCUCAAUACUAGAAACUCACAUCUUUACCUUGUCUUCAUAUUCCUCAAUGUCUCUAGUGAGUGUUUUCUCCAGCAUACUCUGUCUGCAUGCCUGCAUAUUCAAUGCUAAAUCCCAAGCAUAUCCUUGCAUGAACAGUGUGUUUCAGCAGUCCUGGGUCUUCCAUGAUAAUCAGUGUAAGGAAUGUAAAAGAAUGUGUCCAUGGGAAUAGGGUAGCUGACUCUUACAAGUCACUGAAGUGAACCCUUACUGCUGUACUCUCCCUGAGGCUGAGCUGUGCAGCUCUUUCUGGGUGAUAGUUCAUAUAUUUAUCCACAAACUUAAUCAUUUCUGAAAAUAACUGCAAAUCAUAAGACACUCAUGUGAAAAGAAUUAGCUCUAGGCAAAACAAAUGGCAUUGUGAUGGCUGUCCUUGGGUGUCCUGGCACCUUUUUGAUUGGUGCCUUUUAUUUGCAAUUUUUGUGUUCUUCAGAUGUCCAAUCUGGAUGGUAGCCUCCUCUGCAUAACAACAAAUUUUUGCUGAAUUUUAGACUGGAAAGGUUUUGAACAUUUUGAAGCUCAUAGGAUAGUGUACUUGAAUUUCUGAGUUCAUAGGAUGGUGCUUUUGAGAAGCUGGGGCCAGAGCGUGAUCAGCGCAUGCCCUUUUGGGGACCUUAGUGAUCACCUCCCAAAACCAACCAGCUCUAAAACUUACUGGGUUAGUUUUUCUAGAUAUAAAACCUCAAUGAACGAUUUCUGACAUGAUUCCUGUUUUGACCUUCUUUCCUUUUUAAGUUAUUGUAGAUGCAAAAGAAUCACAACUCCUACCUCAAAGUAAAUCCCGUAGAGAUAUUCAAUUAUGGAGCCAAUUAGAACGGGCUAUGGCCCAGGAGCAGAUUUCAGACCUCAAAUGCCAUGUUUAAAGGUGAUAACGGUUUUAUCUUGUAUUUAUGGUAAUAGAAAAUGACUCCAACAGAUAAGAGAGUGGAAGCAACAGGGAGGUGGUUACAGAAAGGCAUGGAGAUCUCUUCUGUGGGCCUCAGAUCUAUCCAACAACAACCUUAGCCCACUGGUGGGUUACAAAGGAGGAACCUGCUCGCUCCUACUUUCAAAAGGAUUUACCUACUGGUCAUGAAGAUGUUAAGUCUGGUACUGAGGAGGAAAGUAAAUGGUUCUUCAGUGGGCUAAAGGGGACCCAACUCGGCUCUGGACUUAAAACAUUCCAACUUCUGCAUAUCACUCAAGUUCUAACCAGUAAAUCAACUUUGCUUCACUGAAGGUUCAGUGGAAGAUGACGUUCUCUUCAGAAACUUGGCUUCAUGUUUUUUUUUUUUAAUUUUUGUUUUAUUUUGUUUUGUGAUGUGGGGUGUCCUUCUGUAUAUGUGUUGCUUUUACUGGUUAAUGAAUAAAGCUAUUUUGACCAAUGACUUAGCAGAGUA